Messenger RNA from Penicillium malachiteum, 939 nucleotides. RefSeq names its product acyl-CoA dehydrogenase family protein. The transcript has 2 exons. Lineage: Eukaryota; Fungi; Ascomycota; Eurotiomycetes; Eurotiales; Aspergillaceae. Gene Ontology annotation, molecular function: flavin adenine dinucleotide binding; acyl-CoA dehydrogenase activity. The coding region runs from base 1 to 939 and encodes 312 amino acids. The record is from RefSeq and is a predicted model, not a curated record.
AUGAACAUAUUUGGCUUAGAGCCUGUGGCAAAAUUUGGAAGUGAUGAACAGCGAGAGAGAUGGCUGCCCCCGCUGAUUGCUGGUCGUGAACGGGCGUGUUUCGGUGUUACUGAACCUAACACUGGUCUCGACACACUCAAGCUUCAAUCUACUGCGCGACGGUCAGGCGAUGAAUAUACUCUAUCUGGACAGAAAAUAUGGAUUUCAACAGCCCAGCAAGCGCAGAAGAUUUUGAUUCUUGUGCGUACGACACCACGCGACCAAGUUCAAAAACCUACACAAGGACUAUCCCUCUUCUACACCGAUUUGCAGGUACCUCAAGUGCAGAUCACUGAGAUUGCAAAAAUGGGACGAGCCGCCGUGGAUACCAAUACGCUAUUCUUUGAUAACUGGAAAGUGCCAAUCUACGACCGGAUAGGAAUGGAAGACGACGGAUUCCGAAUGAUUCUACAUGGGAUGAAUGCUGAAAGAAUUCUCAUCGGAGCUGAAGCUCUUGGACUCGGAUUUGCAGCUAUUCGACGAGCUGCACUAUAUGCCCAAGAACGUGAGGUUUUUGGUCGUCUAAUUGGCAAGAACCAAGGUAUCCAACAUCCACUUGCUGACAGCUGGAUGAAGCUGGAGGCAGCGCGCUUGAUGAUCUAUCAAGCCGCCCGGCUCUACGAUCAAGGGUAUACAGGCGGAGAGUAUGCAAAUGCUGGGAAAUAUCUAGCAGCUGAGGCUGCAUUUGAAGCUUGCGAAAGAGCAAUUCUUGCUCAUGGAGGAAUGGGAUAUGCCAAAGAGUAUCAUGUUGAACGUUAUCUUCGAGAGGUCUUCAUUCCACGUAUCGCCCCGCUUGAGAUUCUGAUGGAAAUGUACCGGAAGACCCUCUUGUCGCCUUUCUCAGGUUAUAAUGGUCUCGGAGAAACCGCGGCAUUUAAACAAGGAAGAGGGGACUUCUAA